Messenger RNA from Lactuca virosa, 1454 nucleotides. NCBI's taxonomy places the organism in Eukaryota, Viridiplantae, Streptophyta, Magnoliopsida, Asterales, Asteraceae. The record is from the annotation of a GenBank genome assembly.
AACUCAUUAUGCCCCUAUUUUUACCAUUCACAAACUUCCACCUACUUUGUCAUCAAUCUAGAACAAAUCUCGGAACAAAAAUGGCGACACCGGGAGCAUACGAAGAACACCUCCCGGCAGUUCCCGAUUGGCUCAACAAAGGCGACAACGCAUGGCAAAUGACAGCAUCUGCACUCGUCGGACUCCAAAGCAUGCCGGGACUCGUCAUCCUCUACGCCUCCGUCGUCAAAAAGAAAUGGGCGGUCAACUCCGCCUUCAUGGCCCUUUACGCCUUCGCCGCCGUCCUCAUUUGCUGGGUCUUACUUUGCUACCGGAUGGCUUUCGGCGAUCAACUCUUUCCUUUCUGGGGGAAGGGAGCACCGGCGUUGGGUCAGAAGUAUCUCGCCCGUCAAGCCGUCCUGCCUGAGACCAUUCACUAUUACAGCGACGGCAGAGUUGAAUCUCCGGCGACCAAGCCGUUUUAUCCGAUGGCUACGAUGGUGUAUUUUCAGUUCACUUUUGCUGCUAUUACGAUGAUUCUGCUGGCUGGAUCUGUGCUUGGGAGGAUGAAUAUCAGGGCUUGGAUGGCUUUCGUUCCUCUGUGGUUGGUGUUUUCAUACACCGUCGGAGCAUUUAGUCUGUGGGGUGGUGGUUUUCUGUAUCAUUGGGGUGUUAUUGACUACUCCGGCGGCUAUGUUAUUCAUCUGUCAUCAGGGAUAGCCGGUUUCACUGCUGCCUACUGGGUUGGGCCAAGGUUAAAAAGUGAUAGGGAAAGGUUCCCUCCAAACAAUGUAUUGCUGAUGCUCGCCGGAGCCGGAUUACUAUGGAUGGGGUGGUCUGGUUUCAACGGCGGAGCUCCAUAUGCAGCUAACGUUCCUGCUUCAGUGGCGGUGUUAAACACAAACAUAUCCGCCGCCACAAGUCUUCUCGUUUGGACGACUCUCGAUGUGGUUUUCUUUGGAAAGCCAUCGGUGAUUGGAGCUGUUCAGGGUAUGAUGACAGGCCUAGCCUGCAUUACUCCGGGAGCAGGGGUGGUGCAAUCAUGGGCGGCGAUAGUCAUGGGGAUACUUUCCGGCAGCAUUCCAUGGUUUACGAUGAUGAUCCUUCACAAAAAAUCAAUUUUGCUUCAAAAGGUGGAUGACACCCUAGGUGUGUUUCACACACAUGCAGUAGCAGGUCUCUUGGGUGGUCUAUUGACCGGUCUACUUGCUGAGCCGACCCUAUGCAACAUGGUUUUACCAGUUAGCGGUUCAAGAGGUGCAUUUUAUGAAUUUUUCAUGCCAUUAAGGAUGCCUGAAAACGAGUUGAUGAUCGGUGAUGAUGCUGUUCAUGGAGAAGAAGCAUAUGCAUUGUGGGGUGAUGGUGAAAAAUAUGAUCCAAAUAGACAUGGCUCUAUUUUUGGAGCAGCUGAGCUAACGCCAAAUGAUCAUAAUUAUAACCAUACCACAGCUAGAGGCGUUACCAUUAAUUUGUAG